CAAGCGUCGAUUCGCUUCAUACCAAAUCACCCAUAUUUGCCUUUUCACUUCACUGCUAACCGCCAUGGAUGAGCUACAGAAGCAUAUUUAACAUUUUUCAUCACUAGAUAAAAAUGGAGGCUGUGAAGAAAGCAUACGCGGGGAUAAUUUUGAACAUGGCAAAGGAGGCGGCAGCUCGUGUAAUGGCAUCGGAGAAAAAAGCUCUUAAGUUUCAGCAGGAUCUGCAUUCUACGAAAGAGGAAGCCCUUCGUAUGCUGCUUCGUUUGAAAUUAAUCAUUGAUGCUAAGACUACUGAAGCUGAGAGUUUGUCUCAAAAUCAACAAAGAAGAAUUGAUGAAUUAGAAGCUCAGCUUAAUGAAGCUGAAGGGCUGAUAAUUGAUCUUAGAGCAGAAUUGCAUGAUGUGCAUGAACAGUUGAAUGAAGCAAAAAAUAUGCCUCUCCAUCACCUGAGACCACAUGCAAAAGAGGAUUUGGUUUGUCGCAACAGUAUCAUGGCCAAGUCAAAUGUAAAUAAUUCAGAGUCGUUAAAAUUCCCUACCGAAUUGGGAUCCAAGGUCUGCAAAUCAGCAGACAUGUCAGACACAGCAUUGUGCAAUUACUCAAAGGACAACCUUAAUGAGCCAGAGAUUUAUAAAAAUGGAUGGUGUGCAAUAGCGAUGAGCUUAGCAGAUGAGAGAUUGCAUUCUGGAGAUGAUCCAAGUUUUCCCAUUAAAGUUACACAGGUCACUGAACCUAGUGGACGAGAUGGUGAAGCACAUAUUGCACCAUCAUCUAAAGCUAUGAAAGCAGAGAAUUUAGUUGGCGAAGAACAGCUUAAGGGCCAUGCCUCUAUGCAGCGGCCCUAUACAUUCCUAGGAAAAAGGCGAAGAAAAGCUCGAUAUGGCAAAACCAAAAAUAGCUUUUGCAAGGCUCGUUGUAAUAAGCUGGUGUUUUCUCAACGACCAUUGCCAGCAAUUUCUCGUUGUUCUGCAAGAUACUUGCACACAGACACUUUGUAUGACAGUCCUAAUAGUCCUUCCACCAAUACUGAGAGAAAUAAUGUAGCAGGAAGUUCUUUUGUGUCAGGUAAAGAAGGGCCACAAAACAAGGGUCUAAACAUUGCUGUUGCUCGUAGAAGCAUUAGGAAAAGACGCGUCAAAUACCUGGACGUUAGUUGCCCUCCAUCAUUGUCACAUAGCUCCUUUUCUAAUCAGCCAAUGAGACCUGGACUGCAAUUUCCAUCUUUUCCUAAUAGCAAGUCCAAUGCAGCUGAAUGCACUGUGAAAUCGACGAAAUUAGGAGGUGAAGGUGGUAUUAAAGAGGGUACUAGUUUUCAAGCGGCAUCCUUAGGUUUCACUGUAGAAAACAUGAUAUGUAGAAAGUUUGCAUGUGCAGAUAAUGAUGCACACAAGGACGACACAGAAUUGAUAGAUGUCUCAGUGAUGGUAGAGGAGGGUGAUGAUCAACCGCUGCUCAACUUCGGCGUGUUACCAGUUGAAUCUAUCCUUGGAGAUACCAAAGCAUCUGAAGGAAGUAAGGAAUCAAACCUUCAAGGUAACAAUAUGACGCCUCUCAAGUAUACGUUCAGCAGGAAGCGUAAGAAAGAUAACUUGUUGAACCCAAAUGAGAACUCUUCUCCAGAUUGCUCAGUGAAGAAAAAGUCUGUAGAGAUAGAAAACAUUGAUCCAAGAUUGCAGGAUUCAGAAGCGUUGAAAGAUUCACCUUUAAGAAGUAAACAUUUGGUCCAGGUUGCCCAUCAGCUUAUCUCUCUGUCUGGAAGAAGCUGGUGGCAUUAGUUUUGCAGUCCUAUAGAUGUUGAAGAACGUAAAUUUAUAAGGCUUUUUGAGGAAUGUAAUUCCAUAUUUAUUCAAUUUUCGGGUACAUCAGCAAUGGCUUAAUAUAUAGUUGAAGAGUUGUUCUUUCCUAUCUCUGGCGGAUUAUCGUGUAAUUAUCCUGGCAAUAUGAUAGUUGAGCUGUUUUCU
Messenger RNA from Solanum verrucosum, 1961 nucleotides. RefSeq lists its product as uncharacterized. NCBI's taxonomy places the organism in Eukaryota, Viridiplantae, Streptophyta, Magnoliopsida, Solanales, Solanaceae. The record is from RefSeq and is a predicted model, not a curated record. The coding region runs from base 114 to 1775 and encodes 553 amino acids. The transcript is spliced from 4 exons.